GUCUCUAAAACAGUCAACCUCAUUUGUCUUCAACUCACUCUCAUUCAUUCCUCUCUCUCUCUCUCUCCCCCUUCCAUGGAAGAAACCAAUGGACGAAGAGAAACUCACGACUUCAUGAACGUCAAUGUUGAAUCCUUUUCUCAGCUUCCGUUCAUCCGCCGUACUCCUCCUAAAGAUCAUAAAGGCUCCAAGAUUCGUCUCUUCGGCCAAGAGCUCCUCAAACAUAACCCUCAACAAGAAGACUUCCCAGCAGAUUCUUGUGAAAUUACAACAACCAAGAUGAAAGAUGAGAGUAGCUCUGUGAAUGUCAAGGAAAAGGAAAAAGACAAAAGAAACAACAGGGGAUUCGAGUGUCACUACUGUUUCAGAAAAUUCCCAACUUCUCAAGCCCUAGGUGGACACCAAAACGCUCACAAACGCGAACGCCAACACGCCAAGCGCGGUUCCAUGACCUCAUACCUUAAUCAGCAUCCUGAGCCUCACUACGUCUACGGCUUCCUCAACAACCAUCACAGCCUUCACUAUCCCUCGUGGACGACAGAAGCUAGAUUUUACGGUGGUGGAGGAGGAGUACAACAGACGCCGUCGUAUUACUCAAGCACUCUUCUUCCUCCUCCUUCUUCGUCUAUCCCACCGACGAUCAACGGAAGCCCUUUAGGUUUCUGGCGUGGACCGCCCUCCACGUCAACAGACGCUAUUCAUGGAGCUUACUCAGCUUCACCAGCUUUAGCGUUUAGGUCCCAUGACCAAGAGACUAGGGAGCCGACUUGGCCCUACAAAUUGAUGAAACCCAAUGUGAAAGAUCAUGUGAGUCUCGAUCUUCAUCUUUGACACUUCUUUUUAUGUUGGUAUAUCAUUUAAACCUAGCCCUGCUGAAGCAACCAAUUCUUCAUGCUUUGUGAAGACUGAAGAGAACCAGCAGGAUGUGUGGAUCUUGAACCUUUGAGUUUUUUUUAUUUAUUCUGAGUUCGUGUUAAUAAGGGAAUAAUAUAUGAUUAAAUUAGUAAAAUAUGUUUUUCCAUUUUCCUAUCUCAUGUGUAUGAAUGAUACUAUAUUAAAAAUA
Messenger RNA from Brassica oleracea var. oleracea, 1063 nucleotides. Its product is annotated as zinc finger protein 8-like. Gene Ontology annotation, biological process: response to gibberellin; trichome differentiation; trichome morphogenesis. The record is from RefSeq and is a predicted model, not a curated record. Bases 76 to 831 code for a protein of 251 amino acids. Lineage: Eukaryota; Viridiplantae; Streptophyta; Magnoliopsida; Brassicales; Brassicaceae. The transcript has a single exon. Gene Ontology annotation, molecular function: DNA-binding transcription factor activity.